This is a messenger RNA of Ostreococcus lucimarinus CCE9901, 1694 nucleotides long. RefSeq lists its product with no specific name. The transcript has a single exon. The coding region runs from base 1 to 1689 and encodes 562 amino acids. The record is from RefSeq and is a predicted model, not a curated record. Lineage: Eukaryota; Viridiplantae; Chlorophyta; Mamiellophyceae; Mamiellales; Bathycoccaceae.
AUGGAGGCGUGCGUGCGAAAACAGAAUGCGUUGGAUGUGAUGCCGACGAGCGCGAGGACGGGGUGCCCGAUAGCGAUUCGACGCGCGACGUUGGACGACGAAGAUGAAAAACAGGCGGCGAACGGCGUGUUCAUCGCGCGAGUCGUCGUGCGAUACCGAGAGGAGCAUGAACUGGAGCAGGCGUUGCUAGAUGUGGCGAUUCAGUCGCGCACGGCGGGAGAGUUGGCGGGGAGACUGUGCGCCGGAGGGACGCCGCCAAGAAGAAAUCGCGCCGACGAGGACGAGGCGGAGGCGAACGACGGAUCGAUCGAAGAACUCGCGAGCGUGCUCGGUGAAGACCCAAAAGACGUGAAAGCGCGUGUGUUGGAGUGUUACGAUCGAUGUGAGCCAUUUCUUCCAGCGCGCGUUCGAGAUUUGCUCGGACGCGAACGCGUGUACGAAGUCCGAAGCGCUUGCGCCGGCGCCGCACUCACGGCUAUUCGUUCUUUUAUUUUACGCGUGGCGACGGCGGGUAAGUGGACGCACUGGGGCAUCAUAGAAGGUACGGUCGAGGUCGAGCUUCCGUUAGCGUACGACGUCAAGUUCGUGGAUACGCCCGGGAUUGAUGCGUCGCAAUUCUCUCUCAAGCGAUUGCGCCGAGUAAUUGGCGCUGAAGCCGAGGAGCGAUUCGGGAUGUUCAUAUACGUGUGCGGUAAAGAUGCACCGAAAGAGUGGGAGUGGAGCGCUCUGCAUGCAAUGGGUACGCUAAAGAAGAUCGUCACCGAGGGUCCGCGGCUGUGUUUGUGCUGGCCCGUGGAGCUCGUGGUGAACGCCAACGGACGUCCAGAUGGCUUUGUCACGAAUCUCCAAAUCAAAAAGUUCCAGGAUCGCACGUUGAAGAUGCUGCGAUCGGACUCUAAUCAUUGGCGCGAACGUCUUGAUCAAUGUAUCGUCGCAUCCAAGGUCGAUGGCUUGCGCGGUGAUUUAAGACGCGGCAUGGCGCUGGCGUUUGUUCGGGCGUUUAAGCCCGACGCCUCGACGAUUUUGAAGUAUUCCAUGUAUCAGCUGGCGUUUUCGGUGGAAGAAGAGCUCAAACCAUCACCGCCGAGCGAUAACGGCAGUGGAGUCUUACCGAGCACCGCGGUGGUCGCUGACGCAAAACCUUCGACAGACCCUUGUCCGAAGACCAAGCGAAAGAUUGACGAAGAAGCCGCGACGAAAGCGUCGCCACCAAAGAAACGCCUUAAGAAGCAACCACGCCAGUGUACCAUCGCUGAUCCAUUCGUGUUCAACGAAGACGAUGGUCUUUUUGCCGACGAAGACGCCGCAACACCUCCAAUGUUCGGCAAGCACAUCGCAAAAACCAAAUCAACGCGCUCGCCGCUCGUCGACGCCAACGAAAAGUCUCGCGCGACGGCGGCGGCGCGACGCAAAACCAAACCGUCGAACACCGCACCGAAGCGACCGCUCGUCUUGACGUCGACGACCGUUUCUCCGCCGAAGUCGAAGCAUCGAGGUGCUGAAGCACCGCAGCCGAAGCUUUCCCCUCAACUCUCCGCGACGCCCGCGUCCAAGCCUGCGCGAAAUCGGCCAAAGUUCGUCGUCGCCUCCGUCGACGACGGUCCCACCCCAUCCCCACCCCCCGCGCGUCCGAAACGCCCGCGCGAAUGCACGAAACAACCUUGGUGGGUCGUCCAAUCGCAUCGAUAGCUCCA